Molecule: messenger RNA, 927 nt
Organism: Rhodofomes roseus
Lineage: Eukaryota; Fungi; Basidiomycota; Agaricomycetes; Polyporales; Fomitopsidaceae
Exons: 3
Coding region: 204-818 (204 amino acids)
Source: RefSeq, a predicted model, not a curated record
GUGGUCGCACAGCACCAGCAGGACGUCCCAAUGUGUCGCAGUCCACAAGCACUGAGCCAGUGAUAGCAACAGAGGACAACUCACAACCGCGGAGAUCAAGGCGUCGCAUUCACGCUACAGCCAAUGCAGACCCUGGUUCGUCUGUAUGACUUUUUACUGGGUUCAUUCUGACACUGUGUGGUAUUGUAGAGCUGCUCGAGAACAUGCGACCCGGUCUCAUCCAACAAUCAGCCCAGCCCAAUGAAAAUGCUGCAUACACAGAAGAGAUGUAUGACCAUGUCGGCAAUGGUGCAUUUCCCGCGCCCCAGGGUCUCUCUCGUGCAGAACAAGCACAGGAACAGGGUGACGACUCGGACGACCCUGACUUCACCGAAGAGAACAUACGCGCUGGCCGACGACCCACACAGCCCCGGGCCCAGGUGCAGGCCUCCGAAGUGAAUCAAGCAGGGAGUAGCACAGGAUUCACCACGAACACGUUCUCAGCCCGUCUUCAGCCCGUCCACCCUGUCGGCCCUUCAUCCAGCCGCCUGCAAACUCUCAUGGGUCCGCAUCGGCAUUCCAUUCCACCUCUGACAGCUUCUACCAUGGACGUAUUUUCGUCUCCAUCUGCUGUAUCUCCACCUGCAUCUCAGACAGUCAUAUCCUACGCUCUCAGCCUCCCCUUCUCUCGAAUAGACCCUCUGUGUCGCCCGCACCGGGAGCAAUCAGGCCUCAAAGCUCCUUAUCGCCGUCUAGCUCAUUUGCUGCCCAACAUAGCGCUCCAAAGCGAACGUCUUCAGAGCGGGACGAUGAUGACCAAGCCGAGGACGUGGAUAUAGCCGCAGAACGCCGCCAUAAGCGGAAGCAACAACACAACGCAAACAGGCCACGCUAUCGGGAUUCCCGUGGAGACGAUGAGUUGAGCACCCUCCUUGACGUUGUGAAGAA